AUGCCUUUAGACGAUGUUAAGAAUAUCGUGCUGGUCCUCUCCGGCAAAGGUGGCGUCGGCAAAUCCUCCGUCACCUUACAGCUCGCCCUCGCCCUCUCCCUGCAGGGCAAAUCCGUCGGAAUCCUCGACAUUGACCUAACAGGUCCCUCAAUCCCCCGCUUAGUCGGGCUCGAAGAUGCAAAGAUCACACAAGCCCCGGGCGGCUGGCUCCCCGUGACCGUCCACCCCGCCACCACCGAGAACCCCUCCAUAGACGGAACAUCAACUACACCCGCCAAGGGCUCGCUGCGAUGCAUGUCGCUAGGGUUCCUGCUACGCGAUCGCGGCGACGCUGUCAUCUGGCGCGGACCCAAGAAGACCGCCAUGAUACGCCAGUUCCUUUCGGACGUGUACUGGGGCGAGACGGAUUAUCUGUUAAUCGAUACGCCGCCGGGAACGAGUGACGAGCAUAUCGCGCUGGCGGAGCAACUGCUGACGCUCUCGACGACGGACGCGCAGGCCGCGGUGUCUUCGAACGUGCCCCGGUUGACGGGCGCCGUGCUUGUCACGACGCCCCAGGCCAUCGCGACGUCGGAUGUGCGCAAAGAGCUCAAUUUCUGCGUGAAGACGCGGAUUCCUGCCUUGGGUGUUAUCGAGAAUAUGUCGGGCUAUACGUGUCCGUGCUGCGGGGAGGUGACGAAUCUGUUUUCUAGUGGUGGUGGACAGGUCAUGGCGCAGGAGAUGGGGGUCAAGUUCUUGGGGAUUGUGCCGGUUGAUGUGAAGUUUGGGGAGUUGGUUGAGGGGAAGGUGACAGGGGGGAGUGAUGACGAGGACGAGGAUGAGGAGGGCGAGUGUCAGAAUGGGGUGGUUUCGGAGCCACAGGAACCAGAGCCCGUGGAUGAGAGGCCGUUGGUGGACAGGUAUCGGGAUUGCUGGUCGUAUUCUCGGUUCGAGGAGUUUGCGAAAACGUUACUAUCAGACAUAGAGGGGCAGAGUGGGUGA
Messenger RNA from Aspergillus affinis, 981 nucleotides. RefSeq names its product Mrp/NBP35 family ATP-binding protein. Gene Ontology annotation, cellular component: cytosol. The transcript has 2 exons. Bases 1 to 981 code for a protein of 326 amino acids. Gene Ontology annotation, biological process: iron-sulfur cluster assembly. Lineage: Eukaryota; Fungi; Ascomycota; Eurotiomycetes; Eurotiales; Aspergillaceae. The record is from RefSeq and is a predicted model, not a curated record. Gene Ontology annotation, molecular function: ATP binding; ATP-dependent FeS chaperone activity; 4 iron, 4 sulfur cluster binding.